Molecule: messenger RNA, 978 nt
Organism: Solenopsis invicta (red fire ant)
Lineage: Eukaryota; Metazoa; Arthropoda; Insecta; Hymenoptera; Formicidae
Exons: 3
Coding region: 66-335 (89 amino acids)
Source: RefSeq, a predicted model, not a curated record
ACCGCGUCGCCCCUUGAAGACAUAGUGUUUGCUCGCAUAACACGCAAGAAAAACCAUCGCUCGCCAUGAAGUUCUUCGUUGUUCUGUUUGCCCUCGUGGCGGCCGCUAGUGCUGGAUAUCACGCGGAGCAUAUCCAUGUCGCUGGCAACCCCCCCAUUCCAGCUGUCAAGGCCGCCCCGCUCGCCCUCCACGGUAACGACCACACCACCCGCAUCCACUACUCUGGAGGAAAAGUAGGGCAUCCGCAUUUGGUGGGUGUUGAGGUUUUCAAACCGGCGCCGAAUUACGAGCCCAGCUGGGAAAAUGUGGCCGUCCACGGACACGGCUGGCAUUAGAUUCCCUCACCUGAGCCAGCAGACCCGCUGGUCCGGAGUGGUCCAUGCCGAACGCGUCAUCCUGAGGCUGAUAUGAGGCAGCGAAUCACCACGAUUGGUGUAUCACACAACGUGCGAAGUCUCUGCCAAGAGCUUCCUUCCUUUGACCCUUCGGCAAGGCGUUUCGAUUCUGUGCGAUCGCUCGCCCAGGGUCGUGGAUGUCCGGCUCCGAGGAUCGAGAAUCAUCGAUUCGAGGAUCGAGGAUCACGGAAUACCGUUGCGAAAUUACAAUAUAUUGGCAGAUCUGGAAAAGGACUGCUUCAGGAUAGCCGCCAUGUCUUGGGCCACUCCCAAGGACCGUUCCCAGAAAGACCAGGCAAUCAGACUUGAAAAAAAAGCCACCCUCGUCACUCCCUCAUUUUUCUUUUUCGUUUUACCUUGACGCUACAUAUGACACGCAUCGUACGAACAUCGACGAACAAUCAGAUCCUUUCGUGCUCCCAUUGCUCCAUCUCAUUUCGUCAACAUCGGAAUUCUUCUGUGCGGCAUAUUGAAGAAGAGACCACAACAUCAUAAACGCGGCCUGUCCCCACUAUUCGUCUUCCGGCAGCAACACUUUUAUUUAUUUUAUAAUAAAAGUCGAUUUUUACGUCUUGUGAUAAAA